Talaromyces marneffei is the source of this 1062-nucleotide messenger RNA. RefSeq lists its product as uncharacterized. Gene Ontology annotation, molecular function: hydrolase activity. The record is from RefSeq and is a predicted model, not a curated record. Bases 1 to 1062 code for a protein of 353 amino acids. NCBI's taxonomy places the organism in Eukaryota, Fungi, Ascomycota, Eurotiomycetes, Eurotiales, Trichocomaceae. The transcript is spliced from 5 exons.
AUGACACCAACAAUUCUCCAGGCCGAUGAUACGAAAGUCUCGUCGUCGAUAAGUUCCGUUGACCCCAAUAUACUCCAAAAUAUGGAUCCUGAAUUCAUAUCAUUCUAUGAGGAGGUACUAGCGAAAUCAAAACCAACGCAUGAAGUGCCCAUUGAAGAAGUCCGGGCCAAUCCUUCCAAGUACGCAGCCGUCUGGGCAUAUGACAGUAAAGACGAGCCACGUAUUCAAAAUUAUGAUAUCGAGUCCAAGGAUGGAGCUCUUGUUCCUAUUCGGUGUUACUAUCCAGACCCUGCUAAGUUUGGGCUCGGACCGUACAGCGUUCACAUCAAUUUCCAUGGUGGUGGCUUUGUUUUUGGCAGUUUCCAUGCAGACGCUAAAUUUUGCAUGACGCUACGCGAUCGUCUAAGUCUGGUAGUCGUGGAUGUCAACUAUCGCCAUUGUCCUGAGACAAUAAUGGGGAAAAAUAUUGAAGAUGCAUGGGCUGUCUUGUCCUGGGUUCGUGAUUCAAGUGGAAAGCUAAACAUUAUCAAAUCAUCCGUUUCUCUCGGGGGGAUAUCAGCAGGCGGCUAUCUAAGUUGUAUUCUCCAACAUCUUGCACGAGAUGACAACGUUCCUCUGAAGCUCGUUAUACCAGCGGUACCCCCAGUUACGGACUGUUGUUCCUAUAAGAAGCUCGAAGACUCUCCAUAUGAAUCGUUUCGUCGGUACAGUCGAGCCCCUCUCCUCAAUUGGGCGCGGCUAUCAUAUUUUCAACAGUAUGCCUUCCCAGAUGACAAAGUGGAUGAGAUACGGUCACUUUGGCCAGAAUGGUGGUUAGCACCAAUAAAGGCACCAAAUUUCACCAACCUCUGUGACACGUUCCUCAUUACAGCUGAGAUUGACCCCCUACGUGAUGAAGGAGAGGACUACGGGAAGAAACUUGUUGCAGCAGGUAAUAAAGUUACUUUUAGGAGAUACCUAGGAGUUCCUCAUCCUUUUAUGCACAUGACCGAUUACCUACAAAAGGCAAGAGACUAUGACGAAGACAUCAUAUCGACACUAAAGGCGGCGCAUGGGCUAUAA